CAGCCGAGUGCGUAUAUGUGGAAAAGAAAGAGGAAAAAGACGAGAGAAAAUUGAGAAACCCCAGCAAGAAAAGGCACAAAAGCUGAAGUAACGGACGUGAAAGCAUCCGUCCAAAGUCAAGUUCACACCAAACAACAAUGCAUCUCUAACCUCCCUCCCCCCCUCUCCCCUCCCCUCUCUCUUCUUAACCAACCUCCCCACCCUUUUUCCUCGCUUCAAAUCCUCUUCCUCCAUCUCCAUCUCCAUCUCCUCCUCGCCCCCGAGAAGCUCACACAUCCCAUCCCAUCCCAUAACCAUACGCAGACACAAGGCUUCAAUGGAGCCGUGCACCAAGCAGUUCCUCCCGAUGCCUCCGCAGGACCCCAACUCCCCGUCGUCGUCCACCUCCUCUUCCUCCUCCUCCUCCACCUCGCCGUCCCACCCCUACCACCGCGCCCAGCCGCCGCACAACCUUCCGCCCUCCCCCAGGCCCGUCCCCCGCACCAUCGAGACCACCCCUUUCCCCACCACCUUCGUCCAGGCCGACACCACCUCCUUCAAGCAGGUCGUCCAGAUGCUCACCGGCUCCGAGCAGUCCUCCAAGAACGCCGCCGCGGCGGGCAGCGGCAGCGCCGGGAACCAGGCGGCGAGCGGGAGCGGGAGCGGGAGCGGCCCGUGCCGCCCGAAGAAGCCGUCCUUCAAGCUGUACGAGCGGCGGAGCAGUCUCAAGAACCUCAAGAUGAUCGCACCGCUGGCCAUGGGGGCGCCGCCGUCGCCGUCGACGAGGAACGCCUCCGCCGCGCCGGAGAUCCUCUCGCCGAGCGUCCUCGACUUCCCGUCCCUCAAGCUCAGCCCGGUCACCCCGCUCACCGGCGACCCCUUCUACCCCUCGCCGGCCUCGUCCUCGGGGGACGCCGCAGAGCGCGCGGCCAUCGCCGACAAGGGCUUCUUCUUCCACCCAUCGCCGCGUGGCGCCGAGCCGCCGCGCCUCCUGCCGCUCUUCCCCGUCAGCUCCCCCAGGAUGGCCGCGUCCGCGGCGGCGCCGGCCGAGUGACCCUCAGCAUCCACCUCUGCGCGCGCCUCCCGGCGUCAGGCUCUGUUCGGAGACGCUCCACUCCAGGCUCUGGGAGCAGAGUUGGCAGAGCUGUAGUUCAAAUAUGAGAGCUGUAGUUUCCCAGCUCCGCAGAUUCCGGUAGCUUGUGGGUUACCGAACAGGGCCUAAGUAACCUACCUACGACUACUAUCGCCGCCACCGCCGUCGCUGUAUCGCCGUCCUUUCUUGGCUGUUCUAGUUUCAUAGUAAGGUGUUUGCCGUGUCGUUCUUCGCCGGCGACGGCGCCGGCGCCGGCGCUGUUGUAAUUUUUGCUCCCUUCUUGAAAGGAAGAGGGGGGUUGGUUCGUUCUCUUUUGGGGCCGCGACUCCUUUCAUCGAUUAAUUAAAGCUUAAAAAUUCCGA
Hordeum vulgare subsp. vulgare (domesticated barley) is the source of this 1434-nucleotide messenger RNA. RefSeq names its product VQ motif-containing protein 4-like. NCBI's taxonomy places the organism in Eukaryota, Viridiplantae, Streptophyta, Magnoliopsida, Poales, Poaceae. The record is from RefSeq and is a predicted model, not a curated record. Bases 317 to 1033 code for a protein of 238 amino acids. The transcript has a single exon.